AAACGGACAUAUUUCGACGGAAAAACGGAUGCAUGAAAAUCCUCCCAGGGUGGAUUUUCAUGCAUCCGUUUGUCCGACGAAAGAUGUCCGAAAAACAUUCUAUUCUGACAUAAUCGUAUGAAAAUAUGUCAAAAUAGAAGAUUUUUCGGACAUAUUUCGUCGGAAAACGGAUGCAUGAAAAUCCGGCCUAACAGUUAAAUGAAGUCAUAAUAGAAAAAGCUAUAGGUGCUUUCUUUUCAGAGCUUUGGAACCAGGAUUCGACGCCCUGGGGCGCGUCCGUACAGUCCGUUCCUUGAUUUAAAAUGUGUACUCGGUGCUGGCUCAUUAAAGUUCGUUCAAUAAAAUUUCGGGCACUCUGAUACAGCGUUCAACUGCUCUGUUCGCUCGCUGCUCACGUGAUUCCGGCUCCGCUCAGCACGCUCUACUCUUUGAACAAAAUACCGAACACAAGGUUAGUAUAAUUUUCAUUCCUUGAUAACCAUGGUAACCCUUUGCUUACCGCAACCGGUAACCUUCCCUUCGUUCUAGUUGCUCCUUAUUUCCUUCUUGGUCAUUGCAUUGAAUUGCUAGUAAGUCGUUUGUGAUUCCAGCGGAUUCCAAGAAACUAUUUGAUAUUUGAUUCAGCUUACCAAAAAGCACAAUGAAUUCUGGUACUACCAGUUCUGAGGAUGAAAAUUAUCAUUCCAAUGGACAAGAUCAUCCGCGUCAGAGACCAGCAAAAAAAUAUAUAGCCUCACGGACCCAAUCCACUGGUUACUCAAGGAGAAGAAAAACAGCUGAGAGGGCCUCCAAAGCCAUUUUGGCUCUGGCAACUUGUGAGACAUCAUCUGAUGAGGCAAUGGACAUUUUAAAUCCUGAUAUUAACUUCCACGCUUCGGCUACUCAAAAGCCUUUCCCGCCAAAGAAAAUAGAGCGCCCUGUUUAUGAUGAAAAGGGUAUUCACAUUUCAACUGGCAUAGACCUGUGCGACUGCUUAAGUGAACAAUGUGCUGGUUGCUUUUUUAAUUGCAUCAGAUGCGGAAGCCCAAAAUGUGGCACUACAUGUAGAGUGCAUAGAACCUUCGUGAUAGAUUAUAUUAAAUAUGAGGGAUAUGAGGAUAAAAUGGUAAAAAAUCUGCUAAAUCGGAAAUUAAGGAACUAAGUAUAUGGAUUUUUCAUAUAGGUACUUUCCGGCUUUGACAGCUUUUGUGUUAAUAUUUAUGUAAUAUAAUUAAACGUGCCUCUUACAAAUAAAAAAUAUAAAUGUU
Messenger RNA from Ceutorhynchus assimilis (cabbage seed weevil), 1247 nucleotides. The record is from the annotation of a GenBank genome assembly. NCBI's taxonomy places the organism in Eukaryota, Metazoa, Arthropoda, Insecta, Coleoptera, Curculionidae.